This is a messenger RNA of Ostrinia nubilalis (European corn borer), 7340 nucleotides long. RefSeq names its product mediator of RNA polymerase II transcription subunit 1-like (gene MED1). Gene Ontology annotation, cellular component: mediator complex. NCBI's taxonomy places the organism in Eukaryota, Metazoa, Arthropoda, Insecta, Lepidoptera, Crambidae. Gene Ontology annotation, molecular function: transcription coregulator activity. Gene Ontology annotation, biological process: regulation of transcription by RNA polymerase II. The record is from RefSeq and is a predicted model, not a curated record. The coding region runs from base 260 to 5917 and encodes 1885 amino acids. The transcript is spliced from 19 exons.
GGAACGAUUUGACAGUUCGAAUAAAUGCUGAGCAGGGAAUACGAAAGAAAGAAACUAUUUUUAACGUUUGCUUCGACCAACUAAUAACUUACUUAUGAUAAUCAAUAAAUAGUAAUUCUAUAGUGUUAUAAUUAAAAUGUAAUCGUAUCAAUUAUUAUUAUAAUUUCAAAACAAAGUCUAUCAGAUGUUUCGAGGUUGCAAAGUGUCUGUGUUCAAUGUUAUCAUUAUUUGUGUUGUUUUAUCAGUGAAGUAAAUAGAUAUGAUGAACAACAUGACAGACAGCAAAGCUUUAACCAUGGGGCCAGCAAAUGGUCUUAUGGAUAAAUCCAAGGAACUCCAGAAGGAAAUUCUUAUGGAGAAACUAAGAUCUAAAACUUCACAAUACAAAAAUUUGUCGGAGACUUCAAAAGCAGUUCGAAUGGCAUUACUGGACAAGCGCUGGGCUGUGGACAGUCAAGACCGCAUGAUUCUUCAAAAGUGCUUGGACAGUCUUCAGCACUGCAUCAAGAUUAGCUCUCUUCAAAGCCUCAUUGAGAGACUCGAGUGUCUGUCGCGACAACUUGGGCUUAAGUUUGUUGUUGGGACCUCCGGUGUUAAUCUAUUCAUAUCAUCCGAUAUGUUUUACCUUGAGAUACUUGUGGAAUCAUCUGGCUCAAUCAAAGAUGUCAAGAUUCAUCAUGAAGGAAAGAUUGAACAACAAAGUUGUGAAGAAUUGGUUUCCUGUAUAUCUCGGGGUGACUUUGCUGAUUUUACUGCUCAAUUAGAAGGUCUAACAGCUGUCUACCAGUUAAAUGCUGAGAAAAAGGUGAAAUGCAAAGCAUUCAGUGCCCUGCAGAGCUUGGAAGAAGAUCUUUGCACCUUAAGGCAGCUGCAAAGCUUCAUCAAAGAUCCAUGGGCACAGGUUCAUAAGAGCCCCAUUGGGUUCCUCCAAAAACGAAGGGGAGGUCACGCCAUGCGACUCACAUACUUCGUAUCACCUUAUGAACUUCUGGAUAAAGACAAAGGCCUUCAACCACUCACAGUAGAACUCUUAACACUGGGCAAACCUCAAGCUUCGAGUGGUCUCGCUUCUUUGGUGGCUCCAACUCACACUCCCAUUGGGCAUUCAGCUACAGUCCUGUUGGAGGGCUCUACCGCUAACAAGCUGCAGUUGCAGUCAAUCAUAUCUGGUGGCGGCCAAAGGCCAGGAAAAGGGAACGGCCCGGUAUACGCACCGCUGGUGCCUCAAAACAGUGCGAUGUUGCCAGCAUGUUUCACUCUGAAGCUGUCCCAACCUACACCUAUGUGCUCUGGGCUAGCAAAACUCAUACAUGCUACAACUGAGGUGGAGGUGGCUGGUGACUGGGCGAAUGCGAAGCCAUUGCUAGGCCUCGUGGCCCAGCAAGCCUACAACAAGCUCGCACCAGGCAAGAUUGUAGAGCUGAAUCUAAGCAAAGGAUUGUUUGUAAACCUACCCGAGCAGACUCAGUGCUACUUCUUGUGCGAGACUCGCGGGCUCGAAGGCUGCGUGGUGACCAGCGUCCCGUUCACUCACCCGUCGCACGUGCCGCCGCUGCUGGCCUGUCUCCGGCAACAGGCGCUCUUCAACGCGCUGGUGGCAAGCUGCGUGCGUUUGCAGACCAAGCAAGUUUUGGACCUCGAAAGCGUGCUGAUGUUCGAAGUCAGCGCCCUCUCGUGGCAGCACAUCUCCAUCUCACUGGAGCACCCGUUGGACGAGAGCAUGGCGACCGUAGAACUGGAGCUGUCCGACCCGGCCGCGCCCCGGGCCUCGGUCUACACUCUCAACUCGCCGCCGAGAGAACAUAUAGAUGAUUAUAUCAGCCGAGUGCUGCAGAAGAGCCACUCGAUACCCAUCACUUUGAGAGCACCCUUUGAACUGGAGCUGUCCGACCCGGCGGCGCCCCGGGCCUCGGUCUACACUCUCAACUCGCCGCCGAGAGAACAUAUAGAUGAUUAUAUCAGCCGAGUGCUGCAGAAGAGCCACUCGAUACCCAUCACUUUGAGAGCACCCUUUGGACUGGAGCUGUCCGACCCGGCGGCGCCCCGGGCCUCGGUCUACACUCUCAACUCGCCGCCGAGAGAACAUAUAGAUGAUUAUAUCAGCCGAGUGCUGCAGAAGAGCCACUCUAUACCCAUCACUUUGAGAGCACCCUUUGGACUGGAGCUGUCUGACCCGGCCGCGCCCCGGGCCUCGGUCUACACUCUCAACUCGCCGCCGAGAGAACAUAUAGAUGAUUAUAUCAGCCGAGUGCUGCAGAAGAGCCACUCGAUACCCAUCACUUUGAGAGCACCCUUUGAACUAGAGCUGUCGGACCCGGCCGCGCCCCGGGCCUCGGUCUACACUCUCAACUCGCCACCGAGAGAACAUAUAGAUGAUUAUAUCAGCCGAGUGCUGCAGAAGAGCCACUCGAUACCCAUCACUUUGAGAGCAUCCUUUGAACUGGAGCUGUCCGACCCGGCGGCGCCCGGGGCCUCGGUCUACACUCUCAACUCACCACCCAGGGAACACAUCGAUGACAACAUCAGUCGAGUGCUGCAGAAGAGCCACUCGAUACCCAUCACUUUGAGAGCACCCUUUGGACUGGAGCUGUCUGACCCGGCGGCGCCCCGGGCCUCGGUCUACACUCUCAACUCGCCACCGAGAGAACAUAUAGAUGAUUAUAUCAGCCGAGUGCUGCAGAAGAGCCACUCGAUACCCAUCACUUUGAGGUCGCUAGUGAAAAUCUGGGAGCGCGAAGCAGCCACGAAGCAGAUGAACGGCGGCUACUCGGCCCUGGAGUCGAAUUUUAGCUGCGGCCUGGGGGGCAUGGAUCCCGGGGGCGAGCACGUGAAGCACGAGCCCGGGACCAUGCACGGCCGAGCUCUCUACCCCUCCAGCGUCAGCCACCCGCACCAGGGCGGCGCAUACCUGUCUGAACAGCAACACCACCUCUCAAUGAUAUGCCAAGACCCCAACGCGGGGGACAGCAAGUCCCAGGUGUCUGAAGAACGAAAAUCUAAAAAGAGGAAGUCCGACAUAGAUCCUUGGUCGGCGAACCAAAAAAAGGGCAAACCCGGCCUCAGCGAAAUGCCAGACUCGGAAAGCGACAUGGAAAACUCCGAUGGAUACGUCAACGAGGACGAUAACACCAUGAAUAGUAACUCGACCAACGACGACAUUGAAGGCAGGGAGUCGUCGGUUUCCCAAAACGAGUUCGCGUCAGAUCUGGAACUGUCGGGCAUGGACGCGGACGCCCUGGGCGGACCAGACAACAGGACCUCCUCCGAUAUGGACAACUCUAAUGAUGGCGACGUGGAAGAUAUUAUCAGGAAUUCUUUUCAGAAGUCUGAUCACAAAAGGCAAAAGCUGAAAAGCAAAGACUCGGAAGCGAGAAGUAAUAGAAGCACAUCUUCUCUGCUCCUCGACUUGACUGAAGGUAAAUCGUACAUGCCGUCGUCGGUGAGCAUCACGCCCAUAGGGACCAACGCAGCGAAUACUGCGCGCUCCGAAUCCGGGUCCAGUAUCAGCUCCAUGCUCUGCCUUGACCGUCGCCCGGGAAUCGAGAUCAUACCCAUCACCGCAGCAGCACCCGCAACCCUACCCAGCUCCAUAACAAUAACACCCAUAACGUCGUCUCAACUCAAAUCGCUCGACGAACGCCAUCGCUCCGAAAAGAAAUCCAGCAAAUCAGGCGAAGAACGGAGCAAGGAAAAGAAAAAGAAGCGACGCCGAGACGACUCCAUGGGGCCACCAGAAAAAGUACCACCGAAGCAAGACCCGCUGACAAAACCCGUGUCUGUCAGCAUCAAACCCACGGACGGUUCACCGAUGCGUUCGACGUCCCCGAAUUCGCUGCUGAGAAAAUUUAGUCCGAGUCCCACCCAUGGUAGGUCUGUCUCCAUCACAAAAUCUCCGAGUCCCAGCACGGUUAAAGGUAUGGGAAAACCGUCUGGCACGUCUAGUCAUCACAGUAGCCCCCGACACUCGCCGGUACAAAACAGCCCAAAACACUUGCCAGGGUAUUCGAGCCCAAAAAACCAUAGUAUCUCUUCCCCUAAACACAGUUCUUCGGGGUCGGGAAAACCGAGCAUGUCAGCUUUAAAAUCUGCCACCAGUGGUUCGCCGUCCGGCAAAUCCGGUACCACAGGUUAUGAUUUAUCAAAAAAGAUGUCAAAAGACAGCUACGGAUCGAGCUCCGUGUCCUCCAGGGACAAGGAGAAAAAACAUUCCAGUUUGUCUUUUUCCAGUUCCGAUAGAAGUAGUCCGAAGUUAAAAAACCCGGUAAAAUUAAAACAACUCGAAAUAACCCCAGUGUCGUGCGACAGCCCCGUCACUGAACCGCUAAUAUCCCCACCAAACGUCGAAGUAAACAAAUCUAAUGCUCCGAGUCAAGCUCGGAAUAGGAAGGGCUCUCUCAGCGCUGUGAUAGAUAAAUUGAAAUCUGCUCAACAUUGCGGCACCGACACUGAACUAAGCGGUACCAAAUCUAGUAGCUCGUCCAGUAGUACUAACAAAUUCUCAGACCCUAAAAACAGUACAGCUAGUAGUAGUUCCAAAAUGAGUGAAAGCAAAAAUCAAGAAUAUAUGGUCAAACCCAGUCUAGACGGUAUGAAAAUCACCAUUAAUAAAACAAGAACAAAAGAAUCUUCUAGUAGUAGUUCAAAAUUGAACUACAGCAGUUCAAGUUCAAGUAAACAAUCUUCCCCGCAACUAACUCCCCCGAGCCAGGGCUCGCCUAAGACGCACACAGGCCUGAAGCCUGGCGUCAUUAGCGGCCCGGCGUCAAAGAAAACACAAGUCCUCCAGUCAUCAAAAUCCAGUAGCGUGACUCCAGGAUCUACACCACCGAAAGCUAAUAUGAGUCCCUCAGAAUCGUCAAGUUCUGGUAAUAGCAGUCUACCCAAAGUGCCUUAUUCUAAAUCUUCUAGUACCAGUAGCGCUGGUAUUAAUUUGUCCAAAUCGGCAUCCAAAUCUAGCUCCGGUUCACCCAAAAGUAGUAGUAUGGACAUUGCCAAAAUAAUAAGAGACAGGGAACGAGAAAAAGCCAGAACCAAACUCACCAGUAAUUCAGAAAAAUCUAUAUUCGCUUCAAAGUCUGAGAGGCACUCGAGCCCCAGUGGCUCGAGGGAUGACGUUGACGGAGACAGGUAUAAAUCUAAAGAAGCCAACUUUCUAGUCGAGGGUCUGAUCAAGCCUCUCGAUACCAGCAAAUUCCAAAUACCGAAACUUAAAAAUCAAAGCACUCCGGACAAAAACAGCCCGGUAUCACAGUACGACAGUCGGUCUUUGGUGAACGAUUUUGCUAGAGGAUUAGAUCAGAGCAAAUAUUCUUUUUCUCAUUUCGACAACUCGAAUUCGAGGCCUUCCGACCUACAAAAAUCCGCCUAUCCACUAAACGUACCGAAACCCUUACUGAACAUGGGUGGAAUGAGUCCGAAAACCGUUCAGCCUAACAAGGUGGACCAAUCCGAUCGGCCUAUAGAAUAUUCUAAGGCCAUCGACAGCUUAAAGGGCGAGAGCCCCCAGCGCAGCAAAGACGACGCGAAGGAAGGCUACUCGGUGUCUUAUCCAAUGGUGCCUUUAGAUUUUAAAACUGACAUGGCGAAGGGGUUUCCCGCUCCGAAAGGUAGUUCAGAGGACAGGAAAGGGGCAGACGCGUGCAUGAAGCCUCCGGCGAGCGGGUCGGUGCCGCGCAGUGGCGCGACCACUCCUCAGGAGGCGGCAGAGAUGCUGUUAGAUUUUUCGUCAUCGUCGGGGAGUAAAGUGUCGGGGAUGGUGGCGGUGCGGCCGGUGUACCCCGCGUCGCCGGCGCUGGCGCUGCAGCUGGCCAAGAGCCCGGCGCCGUCGCCGCUGGUGGCGCCGUCGCCGCACUCCAACUCGCCCGGCAUCACCGACGACGAGCUCAUGGACGAAGCGCUAGUCGGGCCCGGCAAGUGAGUUGGAGUGUCACGCGCGCCCGACUCCCCUAUACACCACUAAAUUUUUAUCACCGAAAAAUUUUUAACAGGUUAUGUAGAAACGUGUGGAAUAUUGAAAGAAAAAGAAAUGGUUUUCAUUAAGUUAAUUUUUUAAUUAAAUUUUCGUUAGUCCGUAUUUUACGCGUCACAGCUUUGUCACUCCGCUGCUCGCUAGAGUAGUCGUACAAGCUCGCACGUUGCAUCGUUCUGACUGUCUCGCUCACGCCUCGACCACGCUUCCAGUGUUAUUAUUACAUACUUAGCUAACUUAAACCAUUUUGAAUUCUAAUAAGUGUUACAUUAUCGUACUUAAAUAGUGCUAGCGACGCGUGUGUCCUUAAAUUACCAAUUUUAGGAGGAAAUUUUGAGUCGCUUUAUUAUUUUUUUUUUUUUUUUUUUUUUUUUUAUGCAUAACAAGGCAGGUAUUUGACCACAAUCGCACCUGAUGUUAAGUGGGAUGCAGUCUAGGAUGGUACAUAUCUGCCCUGUAAGUGCUUAUUCACUCUCGCCUUGAAGAGGCCCGGAUUAUAGUUUUCGGGAAAGACAGCAGCAGGCAACGAAUUCCAGUCCCUAGCUGUUCGCAUUAUAAAAGUGUCACUUCUUUUUUUGCACAAAUGGGAUCAGUAUCAAUAACUCAUUACCCAGAUAUUUUUUUUCGGUGAUAAAAAUUUAGUGGUGUAUAGAAGGCAGUUCAAUUCGCUAUCGGACUGUUAACCCGCAUAUAAAUAAAAAAGGCCAAUCAUUCAAGAGUACCUACCUAGAAUUUAAAAUAAUGAUAAACACUUGUGUAUCGUGUGAUGUAUACUGAAGCCGGUAACUGAUUAAACUACAUUCUAUGCAGAAAGUACAAGCGACCGGCCUUAUGAAUGACAUACGUAUUGUUACAUUCUAUGGUUAUUAUUGUCUGUAACGAAGUAUAUUUAACUGAUUUAUAUAAUAAUGUUAUUUAUGAAUCUAUAUUUAUUUGUGUCUGAUGAAUAUUCAUCGUUUUCUCAGUAGGUGUUAUUUAAAUUAUGUGUUUUAAUUUUUAAGACCACAAAUAUUAAACCAAGAUAUUUUGUGAUUAACCUAUAAUCUGUAUAUGUUAGUAUUUGUAUAAAUAAUAUCGUGUCAUACAAUCAUUAUACGAGAAGGCCCAGAAAACUAAACAUGAAGCCCUUCAUAUAAUCUUAUUCAAGAACCACUUCUGACUAAACAACUGCCAUGAAUACAAUUUAGUGUACAACAUUAUGUCCUAAUUUUAUUUUAGUUACGUAGCCAAUAGUGAACAAGAAUAAUUUUUCAAUAAUAAUUGUAAAUAUAAUUAUAUGAAUUGGUAAUAUAUGAUAUUGAAAUUAUUACAUCGGUAAGGGAUUAUGCUUUAGUUGAAAAGAUUUUUUCAGAAAUAAAACUAUGAAAAUCUA